UAUAACUUACAUUACGUUGUUUAAUUACAUCUAAAAUAAUUACAGAAUGGGACCCGUUUGUAAAGAAUAUAUGGAUGUGUGUUGCAAGGAACCGACAGAAAAUACUAUUAAGCCAGUCCCCAUGGAAAGGAAGGGAUGUGGGCAACGUCACCCUAAUGGCGUUGGAUUUAGAAUAACAGGACACACCAGCAGUGAGGCAGAAUUUGGAGAAUUUCCUUGGAUGGUAGCACUGUUGAAACUAAAUACUCUUGAAGAUGGCAUAGAUCUGUUGGUCUACCAAUGUGGAGGAGCACUUAUCCAUGAAAAAGUAGUUUUAACAGCAGCUCACUGCAUCCCCAAGAAAGGUGACGACAGUAACAUAAUGGCUAGAGCAGGGGAAUGGGACACUCAAAGAGUAAAAGAAAUUUUUCCUUAUCAGGACAGGAUGGUUGUUCAAACUAUGAUUCAUCCUGAAUUUAACGGUGGAAAUUUAUGGAACGACUUUGCUUUGUUAGUUGUUGAUAAGCCGUUUGAAUUUAGUCCAAAUGUAGACACAGUUUGUUUGCCUCCGCCAGGAAUUGUGGCACUCAGCAAAGAGUGCUAUGCAAGUGGAUGGGGAAAAGAUCAAUAUGGUCAAAAAGGACAAUAUCAAGUUAUUCUCAAGAAAAUUGAUCUGCCAAUGGUACCUAAUGAUCAAUGUACCACUCUCCUCCGCAAAACAAGGCUAGGUCAAUACUUCAGAUUGCAUAAAAGCUUCGUUUGUGCAGGAGGAAUACUUGGAAAAGAUACUUGUAAGGGAGAUGGGGGAAGUCCUCUAGUUUGCCCAGUUGAAGGCAAGCCAGGAACAUAUCAAGCAAUUGGUUUAGUUGCUUGGGGAAUCGGUUGUGGAGAUCUAACUCCAGGAGUAUAUGCUGGCGUAGCAUAUGCUCGCCCUUGGAUAGACAAGACAAUGACAGAACUUGGAUUUUCCAUAUAAAGAAAUGAUAAAGUGAAAGGUAUAUUAUUAAUGAUAUUAAAUAUGUAUACAUAAUUGAGCAUUGUCAUAAAUCAAGGAAUGGAAAUAUGAUAAGUGAGCAAGGAGAGUCGAAAUGAAACACAGUAGCUAUGAAUUACAAUUUAUUAAUAAUUGAAGUACAUAAAUUAUUUUUAAAUGUCAAAUAGGUCAGUGCUGGCCUUAGAGCUGGGCAACCCGGGCUAUUGCCGUCCAGGAGGGUGGCUCCCACCACUUGUUAGGAGUAAAAAAAAAAUCACAAAGCAUAUUAAAUAACCAAUUUUAGCCUUUAAUAAGGCAAUUGAAAUAAUGACUUAUUAAAUCAAAUAAAAUUCCAAUAUUACUUUAUAUAAGAAAGCUUUUUUUGGAGGGAGAGGGAAAGAUGACUUUGUUGCCCAGGGGCGCCAAAUGUCUAAGGCUGGAACUGACAGGAGCAGAUUAUUGCAUUUUUCCUUAUUCCAUUUCAGUUCUUAUUUUACAUAUAAAAGGGAAUGUGGAUAGAGCUGAACUCCAAUAAAAAUGUAUUCAUUCACAAAUUUUUUUUUUUUUUGGUUCCUCCCCUUCCUCGCUUUAAGGCUAUACAGGGUUUUCCCAGUCCAGAGGGUGUGAGGGGUGAUUUAAAAGACUCCCCCAGCUACGGGAUGCAAAUUCGUGACUAUUUUAAAUCCAUUGUCUCAUAUAUCAGGUUGCCCGUUCAGCCACCCCGCACACAUAUUAAUUCACAACUAUUGAAUGUUUCUUUUGAGAUAGUGAGAGACUAGCUGUAGGCAGUAGCAAAUCCAUGAUAGGAUAAAAAGGGAAAGUUAUCCCUCCCCCCCCAGGGUAACCAUUAUGAAAAAAAUAAUUAGGCUGUUUAAAACAUAGCUAUUAGUAUCAAUACUCAUAAAUAAUUUUAAUUAAUCAAAUAAUUAGUUGAACGAUAAGAAAUAAGUUAUCAUUCAUUCAGUAGAGGAAAAUAAAAUACUGACUAAUCUUGUUAGAAAUUUAUAGAUUAAUCAUUGAAAAUAAUUAAUUAUUUUGACUAAGCCUAGGACAGCCAAUUUAAAUAGUUUGAGAUAUGAAAUAGUCGGAUAAUCAUUUUAUUAUAUCUCCUAUUAUCUUUAUUAUUUUUAUAUCUCCCAAACAUAAACAUGCAUAAAUACACAUUCAUUGCAACAACCCACUAUCCAGCAGCCUGUGGAAGUCCAAUUUCUGAUGUUCAGCAAAUCCCUCAUAUCGGCCUCCACACUGUUUAGCCCUCUUGUUCUGGACCACACAACUGUCCUUGCUCAGUGCACCUCUUCCUUCAUUACCUUCUUUGGGUUCUCGGAGUCACCCAUUCAAGUAACGUGACUGGCCCAACAGAAUUGUCCCAGCUUUAUAAGUCUGACAAUAUUGUCAUCUCUAAAGACAUCAAAGAGCUCCCUAUUCUUUCUACUCUUCCAGACCUAUCCCCCUCUUACUACUCCAAAAAUUCUCCUCAUCACCUGUCUCUCAAAAAUCAGUAAUCUGUUCUCGUCCUCAUUUGAAGUUUCCCAUGCCUCUGAUCCAUAUGUGAGCACCAAAUGUACCAAGGUCUUGUAAAGGUUGACUUUUGUACUGGAGGACAAGUUUUUAAGAGUUAAAGGAAAAGUUAAAAGUAUUCAUCCGCCUGCUGAUAUCUUGAGAUGUAUCGUUCCUGGAGUUCAUCUCAGAUCCUAGGUAAACAAAAUUCUUAACUCUAUUUAUAGGGGCCAAUGUUCACAAAAGCAAUAUGGUCUCCACCAACACCAGCUUGCAUAUAUUUAGUUUUUUUUCUCAUUGACUUGGAGAUCGAAUUUUCCGGCAGCUGUUUCAAAAGCAAUGAAUGUCUCUUUUGACCUAGCCACGAUGUCAAUGUCAUUGGAAUAUUCCAGUACAAUUCUACUAAAAAUGGUACCUGAUGUCUAAAUGUUUGAUUUUCGCCAACCCAUUUCUAAUGCCAGAUUGAAUAGGAGACAAGCAGAGGCAAUCAAACCCAAUGACGGAAAGAUUUGAUCCCACAGGGACUGCUCAUUUUGAUUUUUCCAUGAUUAUCGUUACAAGUCUUGAUAUUUGGAUUUUUCCAAAUCACUUUAUAAUCUCUUUAUGUCUCAUUUUUAGAUAUAUGCUUAUUUUAAUAAUGUUAAAUCUUUUUUUUUAGAUUAGUCUAAUAAAGGAGAACC
Nezara viridula (southern green stink bug) is the source of this 3132-nucleotide messenger RNA. The record is from the annotation of a GenBank genome assembly. NCBI's taxonomy places the organism in Eukaryota, Metazoa, Arthropoda, Insecta, Hemiptera, Pentatomidae.